Molecule: messenger RNA, 384 nt
Organism: Gavia stellata (red-throated loon)
Lineage: Eukaryota; Metazoa; Chordata; Aves; Gaviiformes; Gaviidae
Gene: ATP5ME
Product: ATP synthase membrane subunit e
Exons: 4
Coding region: 55-270 (71 amino acids)
Biological process (GO): proton motive force-driven ATP synthesis
Molecular function (GO): proton transmembrane transporter activity
Source: RefSeq, a predicted model, not a curated record
CCCCGCCGCCCCUCUGCAGGUGUCACUUCCGGCCGCCACCCCACAGCCGCCAGGAUGAUCCCGCCGGUGCAGGUCUCGCCGCUCAUCAAGUUUACGCGGUACUCGGCCCUGCUGGUGGGGAUGAUUUACGGCAAGAAGCGAUACGACUACCUAAAACCUAUUGCUGAAGAAGAGAGAAGAAUAGAGGCUGAAGAGAAAAAGAAACGUGAAGAACUUGAGCGGAUUGCAAAAGAGCUUGCAGAAGCAAGUGAAGAGUCUAUAUUGAAAUGAACAAAAGAUUGGAUCUUUAUUUCACACAUGGAGAUACAUGGCUAGGCUCUGAAUUGUUCAGUGGUUGGUGGACUCUGCAUGCUAUGCUAUCAAUAAAGUAUUUGCAACACUUCA